Molecule: messenger RNA, 3995 nt
Organism: Lepisosteus oculatus (spotted gar)
Lineage: Eukaryota; Metazoa; Chordata; Actinopteri; Semionotiformes; Lepisosteidae
Gene: cdh2
Product: cadherin 2, type 1, N-cadherin (neuronal)
Biological process (GO): regulation of synaptic transmission, glutamatergic; regulation of axonogenesis; homophilic cell-cell adhesion
Cellular component (GO): apical part of cell; neuron projection; catenin complex
Molecular function (GO): cadherin binding; calcium ion binding
Source: RefSeq, a predicted model, not a curated record
GUACAGGGAGGAGAGUGGAGGAGAGAGGUUGCUACAUGGUGCUGCUGUUGCCGCCUUUGUUUUAAAGAAUAUUAACACAUCGGUCCGUAGCGGGAGAGGAGACCGUACAUACUUAUUCCGAUCAAGGGGGAAAUUAAACCGUUAUCCAUGUUCCUAAAAGGAGGCGCAGGAGUUCUGCUGCUGUUGCUCCAAACAGCUUUGCAGAUCUCAGCUGAGGGGACUGGAUCUCUGUUGUGCACCCGUGGAUUUUCAGAAGAUGUGUACAUUGCAGCAGUUUCCGAGAAUGUGCUUGAAGGGCAGCCUCUUCUAAAUGUGAGAUUUGUUGACUGUGGCAAAAACGGACUACUUCGGUAUGAAACCAGUGACCCAGCAGUCUUCCAGAUAGGAGAUGAUGGAGUGGUUUACGCGGCAAAGAGUUUUCACGUCUCUCCCAAGCAGUCGUUCCUGGUAAAUGCACAGGAUACAGAAACCCAGGAGCAGUGGAAGACAGAAGUGAGACUGAUCAGAAGGCUGUUGCUGAGCCAGCCUCUUCAGCAUGGAAUGAAGUCUGAGGCUCCAGAGGUGUCACGGCAGGUCCAGGAAAUUGUAUUUCCGCAGCAGGGUGUGGGCAGCAGUGGGCAGCUGAAGCGCAUGAAGAGAGAUUGGGUCAUCCCCCCGAUCAAUGUUCCAGAAAACUCAAGAGGCCCUUUCCCACUGGAGCUUGUCAGAAUCAGGUCAGAUCGUGAUAAAAACCGCUCCCUGCGUUACAGUGUCACAGGACCUGGUGCAGACCAGCCUCCUACUGGGAUCUUCAUCAUUAAUCCAAUUUCAGGACAGCUGUCUGUGACUAAGCCUUUGGAUCGGGAGCAUAUAUCUAACUUUCAUUUGAGGGCUCAUGCAGUGGACCUGAAUGGAAACCAGGUGGAGAACCCCAUCGAUAUUGUAAUCAACGUGAUCGACAUGAAUGACAACAGACCUGAGUUUGUACACCAGAUCUGGAAUGGAACUGUUCCUGAAGGGUCCAAGCCAGGAACUUUUGUGAUGACAGUUACGGCUAUGGACAAAGAUGACCCCAAUACUGCCAAUGGAAUUUUGCGCUACAAGAUUUUGUCUCAGAAUCCCGAAAGCCCUUCUUCAAACAUGUUUACCAUUAACAACCAGACUGGAGACAUCAUCACUGUCGCAGCAGGACUUGACAGAGAGAAAGUACCGCAAUACACUUUAAUAAUUCAGGCAACUGACAUGGAGGGAAACCCAACAUAUGGGCUUUCUAACACCGCGACUGCUGUUAUCAGAGUGACAGAUGUUAAUGACAACCCUCCUGAGUUCACUGCUGAUACUUUCUAUGGAGAUGUGCCAGAAAAUCGAGUGAAUGUGAUUGUUACCAAUUUAACUGUGACUGAUAAAGACCAGCCAAAUACGCCCGCUUGGAAUGCAGUGUACAGAAUAACUGGAGGGGAUGCUACAGGCAGAUUUGCUAUUCCUACAGACCCUAAAACUAAUGAGGGCUUGGUUACCGUUGUCAAGCCUAUUGACUAUGAGAUCAGUAGGACGUUUGUGCUAACUGUGAUUGCGGAAAAUCAAGUGCCUCUGGCCAGGGGCAUCCAUCUUCCUCGUCAGUCAACUGCAACAGUCUCCAUUAGAGUUAUUGAUGUGAAUGAGAGCCCUUAUUUUGAUCCAAACCCUAAGCUUAUCAAGCUAGAGGAAGGCUUACCGGCGGACUCGCCAUUAACAACCUUUACUGCUCAGGACCCUGAUCGUUACAUGCAGCAGACGAUAAGGUACUCUAAGCUUUCAGAUCCAGCAAAAUGGUUGAAAAUUGACCCUUCAAGUGGCCGGAUUUCUACUAUUGCGGUUCUGGACAGAGAGUCUCCGUAUGUGAAGAAUAAUAUGUAUAAUGCUACAUUCCUUGCAGCAGACAAUGGUAUUCCCCCUGCUACUGGAACUGGAACACUGCAGAUUUUCCUGCUGGAUAUCAAUGACAAUGCUCCACAAGUGUUUCCUCAAGAGGCAGAGAUCUGUGAAAAGCCAGAACCAAAUGCCAUCAAUAUCACAGCCAUUGAUGCAGACUUGAACCCAAAUGCUGGUCCCUUUGCCUUUGAACUUGCCAGGAAUCCUCCAGAUGUGAAGAAGAACUGGACGAUCACUCGCUUGAGUGGUGAUUUUGCCCAGCUAAGCCUUAAAAUUGGUUUCCUUGAAAGUGGCAUCUAUGAGAUCCCUAUCGAGAUUGCAGAUUCUGGUAAUCUUCAAAUGUCUAACACCUCGUAUCUGCGAGUGAAGGUGUGUCAGUGUGACCAAAAUGGAGACUGUGCUGAUGUGGAGCGCAUUAUUGCAGCUGGCCUGGGAACGGGAGCCAUCAUUGCCAUUCUGCUCUGCAUCAUUAUCUUGCUCAUCCUUGUCCUGUUGUUCGUGGUCUGGAUGAAGCGUCGCGACAAAGAACGGCAAGCCAAACAGCUGCUGAUUGAUCCAGAGGACGAUGUGCGAGAUAACAUCCUGAAAUAUGAUGAGGAGGGUGGUGGAGAAGAAGACCAGGAUUAUGACCUGAGCCAGCUUCAGCAGCCUGAUACAGUAGAGCCAGACACCAUCAAGCCUGUUGGAAUUAGGCGCCUUGAUGAGAGACCAAUUCAUCCCGAGCCACAGUAUCCAGUAAGAUCAGCUGCUCCUCACCCAGGGGAUAUUGGCGACUUCAUUAAUGAGGGACUUAAGGCUGCAGACAAUGACCCGACAGCUCCUCCCUACGACUCCCUGUUGGUGUUUGACUACGAAGGCAGUGGAUCCACAGCAGGCUCUUUGAGUUCCCUCAACUCUUCCAGUAGUGGAGGCGACCAAGACUAUGAUUACCUCAAUGACUGGGGGCCAAGGUUCAAGAAACUCGCAGACAUGUAUGGUGGAAGUGAUGACUAAGUAAUGCCUGAGUGGCACCAUUUUUUGUAUGGGACAAGGACAGCUUCUAAAACCAAUAUUCCUGAAGAGAGAACCAACAACAAAAAAAAAAGCUAGGCUUUAACUUUGUAGUCUACUAGCACAUAUGCUUGUUGAAGGCUUUGGCAUAGGCUGCAAUCAAAUUUUGAGCUCAGAGGGAACAUUGGUAAACUGACACUGUUUGGGAUCGUUGAUAUUAAGAGCGCUCAGUUACACUUGAAUUUCACAGUACAGAAGCACUGGGAUUUUAUGUGCCUUUUUGUACAUUUUUGGAUCUGAAUAAUUAGUUUUAUGUUUAAGGCUUUAAUGGUACUUACUUUUGGAGUGAUUCAAAACUAAGGAAGUAUGUUAAAACAUGGUAUGCUUCUACAUGCUUUUUGGUUACACCAUACUGCUGUUUGUUGAAUACAUGUAUUUAAAUGACCUGAAGAAGAAUUGAGUAAUCUUUGUUAGCUUGGAUGGAGAGAAAUCUGAAAACCGCAAUGUACAGUUCGCUAGAAUUUUAGAUAGUUUUUUCACUAAAAAUUAAACUUAUGCAGCUGGUUGCAAAUAAAGGGAGUCACAAAUCAUUGAUUUGUAGCGAAAUCAUUUUUUUUUCUGAAGUGGUAUAGUAUUUUACAAGAUCUUUUUGUUCUAAUCCAUGUACACUUUCUUUGCCUUAGUCAACCUCUGGUACUUUGAUUUUUACUUCACUGUAAAAAAAAAUGCGUGUACAUAAUGUUUUUUGGCGUAGUCUAUGAAGUGCAAGAAAUUCAGACCUUGUAUAUGUAUAAUUUGGACUACAAAUUCAAGUUUUUUGCAUGUUUUUAUCUUUUCAUUAUAAAAAGGUAUCCAAAAUGUAUUUACAAAAACAGACAUUGACAUGAAUGGAUGACAUAGAAGGAAAUAGCCUUUUGUAAAAACAAAUCUUAUCAGCACAACUGUUUGAAUUUGUACCAAAAAGGGGGUGUUAUGACACCGGCAGCACUAAUAACUGAAACAGCUUUAAGACUGGAAAAGUUGGACAGCAGCUUUGCAGAUAAUGUUAUGUACCAGAAUUCGAGUUAUACGUUUCUGACCCCAACCAUCCGAAUAAAAUGCUAAUUUUGGAGCUA